ACGGAAGUGACGGUAACGGUUGGAUGAACAGGCAGUGCCACAAGGUUGAGUAAUGUUGAUUUUAAGAAUCUGUCGGUGAUCUUAACUUGGCAUCGUUGACAUUUUCUGUCAGGAGCUUUGAACCCCCAAGACAGGGAUGUAUUUCUGGUAUCUUGAGUUCCUUUGAUUGAUUUGGUGCAUCUGUUCCACCAUGAGCGGAGUGGCCUUAGGACUUGAAAUUGUGUUGGUCUUUUUUCUUGCCUUAUUUCUGCUUCAUCGUUAUGGUGACUUCAAAAAACAGCACAGACUUGUGAUUGUGGCAACUUUACUGGCUUGGUACCUUUGUUUUCUCAUUGUUUUUAUACUGCCUCUGGAUGUGAGCACGACUGUGUAUAAACACUGUGAAGCAGCUAAUUCUGCAUCGGUCGCUACAGCUUCUCCACCUUUGUCAAACUCAAGCUUGUCCCCUAGUGCAAAAAAUGGAAAUGGCACAUUAUACACUUCUAAAGCUCCAAGUAAGCACACUCCAGUUAUUGACAAAUGUACCAAACCAUGGAGUUACAUACCAGAUGGAAUUAUGCCUAUUUUUUGGCGUGUAGUAUACUGGACAUCACAGUUUCUGACUUGGAUCCUUUUACCUUUUAUGCAGUCAUAUGCCAGGUCAGGUGGGUUUUCCAUUGCCGGAAAAAUUAAAACUGCAUUGAUUGAGAAUGCAAUUUAUUAUGGCACUUAUCUGCUGAUAUUUGGAACCUUGUUAAUAUACGCUGCUGUUCACCCAAGUUGGAACCUGGAUUGGCGCCACCUACAAACCAUUGGGAUUACAGCUGCCAACACUUGGGGUUUGUUUCUACUCGUGUUAUUAUUAGGCUAUGGCUUGGUGGAAAUUCCUCGUUCAUACUGGAAUAGUGCCAAUCGGGGAUUCCUCCUUAUGAAGACUUAUUUUAAGGCUGCCAAGGUGAUGAGUGAAAAAGCUGAUGCAGAGGAAAAUUUGGAAGAUGUUAUGGAGGAGGUUCGUAAAGUGAAUGAAAGCGUAAAGUACAAUCAUCCCUUGAGGAAGUAUGUCGAUACCAUAUUAAAAAAGUGUCCAACCGAGUAUCAGGAGAAGAUGGGUAAGAACAUGGAUGAUUAUGAAGAUUUUAAUGAAAAGCAUAAUGGCUGUUUAACUGAGAAAAGCCUGGUAAAGCUCCACAAGCAGGUGAACUAUGCAGUACAGAGGCAUAACCGCACCCAGGUUCAGUGGAGAAUUCUUUUAGAGCAAGCUUUCCACUUGGAAGAUGUAGCAAAAAAUGAGACUAGUGCCACCCGUCAGUUUGUUCAUACUUUUCAGGCAGAAGAACCCCAAGGCUGGUUUUCACACUAUGUCUAUAGCCCAGCUGUUGAGUGGUACUGGGAGUGCCAGUUGAAACCAUGGUGCUACAGGAUCCUUGCUGUUGCAUUGGCCCUCUUCUCCAUAAUGGUGGUCUGGUCAGAAUGUACAUUUUUUAGCACCAAACCUGUUCUGUCCCUCUUUGCAGUCUUCAUCAAUCUUGCUGAAAGUUCCUACAACUACCUGUAUAUUGAGAUGGCAUGUUUUAUCACAAUCUUCUUCUUGAGCAUCUGUGUUUACUCAACAGUCUUCAGGAUUCGUGUUUUCAACUACUACUACUUUGCAUCCCAUCACCAGACUGAUGCUUACAGUCUUCUCUUCAGUGGAAUGCUUUUCUGCCGUCUGACUCCACCACUGUGUCUGAACUUCUUGGGUGUCACCCAUAUGGAUGCAGCUAUAUCUAAGGAUUACAAAAAAAUUCCAACUGCCUAUACUUCUAUCAUGGGAUCCAUGAGUGUCCUAUCCUUCAUUGCAGAUGGAUUUUAUAUUUAUUAUCCCAUAUUGGUGGUUGUUCUCUGUAUAGCUACUUACUUCAGUUUGGGAACUCGGUGUUUAAACUUGCUUGGAUUCCAGCAGUUCAUUGGGGAUAAUGAGAUGACUUCUGAUCUUAUAGAUGAAGGAAAAGAACUCAUUAGAAGAGAGAAGAGAAAACGUCAACGUCUAGAGGAUGGGGAAAAUAGAAGAAAGGAAUGGAAGGAACGCUACGGAAACUUCCGAGAUGACUCCACACGAAAUCGAAAUGUGCACCCAGAGCCCAAAGAAUCCAUCUCAUCAGACACAAGUACAAGCAGAUCUGUUCAGAAGUAUACCAGAGCAAACAGUAGAGGAGAAAGGGAUCGCAUUGAACUGCUGCAAGAUGUGGAACCUGUUGAUUUUAAUGGCGAGACAUUCACUGAUGAUCCCCUUGACACGGAAUCAGGAAGGUAUCAUUCGGGAGGAAGAUAUCUCUCAAUGUCUCAUAGUCGAAUCUUUGAUGAUGUCUAAUUAAAUUCUCUGGACUUUUCUAGAGGAGUCUGACCUUUCUCAAAAUGUUUCUGGUGCAUUUUGUAAAGGAACUUCAUGCAGGAAAUGAACAGCUAAAACAUUUUAACAUAUCAGGAAGUUGCCUUUUGGAAUUAAGGAAGUUCAGAACUCCUCAGCUUUAUCCAAGGAUGCAUGAAGUGACACACCAUUGUGAACAAUUUCAUCUUCUAUUAAGCUGUUUAAUAUCACUGAAUCUCUUGUACCUGAUGCUGGUAUAUGAUUUUUAAGUAGUAAGCAUCAUACCUUCCCAAACAGAAUGUAAAAAAGUGAAUUCAUACUCCAUAAAUUUUUCAGUAAUGUUUGUGCUUGAAGUACUGUCUCUCUCUUAAGUUUUCUGUUUAAUGAUAGCUUGGUAUAUCAUUUAUGAUGGUCUAGCCUAUGUUUGAUAGUAAACUGAGAAAGAGGUUGAUGUCUGCGACACCAAAGGUGUGAAACACAUGAAUGUAUGUCUCUUGUGUGUUUUCAUUACAUUGGGCAUGGGUUUGUUCUGUGCCAUUGUAGAGUUGGUAAAGGUUUCGUUUUCCCUAAAACAUAAAGGUGAGUUUAGUAUUGAAAAUGUUUUUAUGAAGUAAAUUCAUAUGAAAAAUAUGUGACAUGGUAUUACAUUUUUAAUUUAACUUUCAAAUGAUGUUAUUAAUUUAACUAGCAAAUCCAGUGGUAAUGUCUUCUGUAGUCUCUGAGCUGCACUUUUGUUUGUAGAUUAAAACUUCUGGUACUCGGUAAGACGGCUGAAUAUAGCAAGUGGAAACAAAGUGCUCUGUUGCUUUGAACCAAAUGGCAGAAGUUUGAAUUGUGGUCGCGCUGUACGACUGAAGUCGGUUAUGUUUGUUGUCCAGUAGAGAGCCCUGCCAUCCACUGAAAUUUACAGUUCAAGGCCAGAAUUUGCUAACACAACUAAGGAGAACUUUUUAGAUAAAAGAGGUUCAUACAGUUUGGAGAUGUAAAAUUGUUGUAAAGCUUGAGAUGUUUAACACUGCUUGAUCAAAGUGAUGCUUAAUAGGUAAUCAUGAGAUUUUUAGGCAGUGUUGGAAUCUUGUGACUGCAAGUUGUGUAUCCAGUUUUAUGCAGGUUGUAAAGCUGCUACUGCUGUGCAGUAUGAAAUGUUAUGUUAUAGAAUAUUUAUAGUACAAUGUAUAAGUAAACCAUUUUGGCUCGUUCAGUCACAUGGUAAAUUGAGAGUUGAUUUGGAUGCCAGUCAGCUUAUUCACUGCAAGAAAGUCAGACUUCCAUAAGAUGAGUCUUGGCAGGGUUGGGCAGGCCCAUGAUUUGUUGUUCAUUUAUUUAGCUAGUUCAUAUGACAGUUAUGUACAGGCCAUUUAAAUUUGCAGAAAAGGGUAAACGGUGCACAUGUGCUGGGAUCACCACCACAGAAUUAGUGUGUAUGUCACACCUGACGCUGAAAUGUAGGGAAAUAUGCAGGUUAAUAAAACCCACUAGAGUAACACAGUGCACUUAAUUAAGAUCAGAGGUGCAUGGAAGUUUCCAGCCAUCUGACCAAAUGAGGAUUAGAUAUCUGUUAGAAAAGUAAAACAUCUGUCAGAAUGCAGGCAACACUUCCAUUAAAUUUUACAAAUAGGGAGUAUCUUAGGUUUUUAUUUAGUGCUGGCUUUGCAUUGCCUUUUUUUGUUAAGUCAUAACCAGAACUUAUACAUUUUCAUGCCCAGCUAUGGAGUACUUCAUUAGUAACUGGUUAUUGAACUGCAAGGGUCAGUUUGGCUUCUUGUAUUAAACAUAGUAUUACUUAACCUUCUUGCACUGUGUAAUAUAUUUUACCGUUCAAGUAUUUUUAAAACAUACUUUUUAUGGUAAUGUUUUGUCAUUUACUUUUUUGCAAAACUCACAGUAGCCUUAGUGAAAUGAAGCAUAAUGUUUGAAUAUAUUGCCAUUUUACCAGUAAGUACUAACAGCAGACUAUGUAUUAAAUCACGAGACUUCAAUCUGUGCAAAAAAAUAUAAUUCACUUGUAAUAUUUCACCGCCCACUGCAUUAUAUGAAAUAGUCACUUUUCAUUCUUUUUUUAAUAAGAAAUAGUGGAAAUAAUGGUAUUGGGUUUGCAGUAUAUAGUCACAUAAUUUUAUUAUUUCAUAUAUUUGCCAGCAUCAAGUACUGACACUUGGUGUUUGCAGUCUUUGUCAAAUAAAUGAAAAAAGGGAAACUUACUGAAAUAUAACUUUUACUGACUGCAGAUGUAAUGCGAGUUACUCAGAUGAAAAUAUACUCUUUAACAAUGCAGCAUCAAACACUUGAGGGAAAGUAGUCCAUCAGAUGCCAUUGUUACUGACAUCUCUCAGUAAAAUACUGGGAGUAAGAUUCAGUCUGAAAGUAGAACGCACAGCUCUGCUUUUUCUUUUAUGGGAAAAAUUUGCCAAUUCAUGCAUCUGCUCUUGGCUGAUAGUCUUUUGACAGUAUGCAUUUUGUAUUCAGAUCAUUUUAGUGUAAUUAUUGCUUCCUGCCAGAAGUCCCAGAAUUCCCGACUGGUGGUGGCACGGAUCUAGUUUCUACACUGAUUAUAAGCAUUGUCAUUUCACUUGAUGAUCAUGUUCUUAUCCCUGUAAACAGCCACAGUAAAGUGUUACUUGGAGUAGGGCAUUUCAUAAAUCAUGUUGCAGCCUCAUUAAUAAGGAACUUUCACCUCACCCUCAAGAUUGUGCAGUUUCAGAGUUAGUAUAUUUGGAGAUGCAAGGCUAUGGAGGAGUGCAGGAAGGCUUCCUUCCCUGCAAAAACACUUUGUUUUGUAAUCAGUGAUGUGUAAUGUCAACUUGUGCUUUCAGCGAAUGUUGUUUCAGGGAUUAGCCAUUAUGAGUGUGGAACUGCAGAGCUGUGCAUAGGAGUGCAUCCUUCCCCACCAAUAUUUUGUGUUGUAGUUUACUUUGAACAACUCUUUCUACAUUAUUUUCAGGCAGUUGCAUUGGAGGUAGGUGCAUGUGACACAUUUUACUCAAUUGACACCUGAUUCAGACACAUACUUCCUACAUAUUGUCAAUUAAGAAUUCAAAAAAAUGCAGUGCAGGCUAGUUAGAUUUUCAACGAUGCAUGUCAGGCUGAUGUCACCAGUAAGCCAUAACAGAAUUUGUUGAUAAGAGUUAAAUUGGUUGUGAAAAAUCACCUCAACAAACAUUUUUUUACUAUUUGCUUUUCUCCACAGUGCUUGUAAACCACCAACUAGCAUGGUUGCUACUCCAUGUCUGGGACACAGAUAGCACUGUGUCCCACCAACCUUCCAUUUAUUUGCUCCUGAGGCAGGAGGUGGUGUGGUGCCCAUUGGUUCCCCUGUAGGGUUAAAAUCACUGGAGCCCAUCCAUUUCCUGAUCAGACAGGUAGCAUGGCUAUCAAUGAAACAGCUAUGAGGGAAAUCCCACCCACCUGGUGGUGAUGUACACCCCCGUAUCUACACAAGGACUAUCAGCUCUACAGGCAAAAGCUCACAUGAUCUAACAUGAUCUGACAUGCAACUUGCAAGAACUCCUGAUAUUUCAGCUUGGGUAGCUAUGCCCACUCCGCUGUCACAACUGUGACCUAACUGUUGGGGUUUACCACGAUCUUCCCAGAGUGAUACAACCAAUAGUGAGGCAUCACCAAAUCCCUGUUUGUAAGUGAGAAAUUUCCCAAAAAGCCACAUCUCUGCCACCCCCUCAAGCCAACUCUACCAGCACCAGAGCUGCUACUCGAAGACUGGUUGUCAGACACAGAUAACACUGUAUCCCCCUGUGCCACAGAGUUGGAUAUGGCUUCGAUAAACACUGGAUAAAACCAAAUAUUGUAGCAAAAUGCAUUUCAGAACCAAUCACUUUUGCAAGUAGAGGUCCUGAGUGCUUUGAUUGUACCUUUUCUUAUCAUCUGGAAAAUUGGAACUGUGUAAGAUAACGUGACAGCAUUGGAUGAAUGGAUAGUUGAAACUGCACCUACUGUUAAGAAGUAUUCUGAGUUGGGGUAAUGUUGAUGUUAUGCUGCAGUGCCUAUGACUGUAGCUGUAAAUAACAGCCAUUGACUAAUUCAAACUUUUGCAUGGAAAUAAUGUCUGUCAGGUAAUUAAAAAAUGCUUUGUGGUAAUUUUGAAAGCUGUUCUGAGAGCCAACUAUGGUUUACAUUUUCAGUAUCUCCUCAAAAAGGUUAGUCAGCUGAGAAACUUGUAACAACAUUCUGAGUAUUAAACAGUUAAUGCAUUACAUAUUAAAGUUAAGAGGUCAAAAAUGAAGUAAUUCUGACUAUAGUGUAACCUGUUGCUGGUGUUUGUUGAAAAUCUUUAUUGCGAAGCUCAAAGCUGAGUUGAAAACCUGUUGGAAGUGCACAUAUACACAGCAGAUGAAGACUGUUGUUUUUUCAUUGUGUCUGUGGACUUUUACAAGACUCACUGUGGAAAAUUAAAUAAAACGAAAGCAUUUUAAACAC
Protopterus annectens (West African lungfish) is the source of this 6757-nucleotide messenger RNA. It is a transcript of the gene LMBRD2, whose product is annotated as LMBR1 domain containing 2. The transcript has 18 exons. The coding region runs from base 191 to 2329 and encodes 712 amino acids. The record is from RefSeq and is a predicted model, not a curated record. NCBI's taxonomy places the organism in Eukaryota, Metazoa, Chordata, Ceratodontiformes, Protopteridae. Gene Ontology annotation, biological process: adrenergic receptor signaling pathway. Gene Ontology annotation, cellular component: membrane.